Messenger RNA from Cladophialophora carrionii CBS 160.54, 3009 nucleotides. RefSeq lists its product as uncharacterized. The record is from RefSeq and is a predicted model, not a curated record. The transcript has a single exon. NCBI's taxonomy places the organism in Eukaryota, Fungi, Ascomycota, Eurotiomycetes, Chaetothyriales, Herpotrichiellaceae. Gene Ontology annotation, biological process: protein localization to phagophore assembly site; autophagy of mitochondrion. Bases 1 to 3009 code for a protein of 1002 amino acids. Gene Ontology annotation, cellular component: autophagosome; phagophore assembly site.
AUGGCUUCCAACUUCAUGUCUCGCCUCAUGAGCUCCAACAACCCCUCCGCCUCCAUCUAUGAAACGCUUCGGGAACAAGACGAGGACUCGGAGGGCUUGGACGUUGAGGAGACAGCAGCCAUGGCUACAGACGGCGGCAAUCGAAGGGACAGCUUCGCCGACCGAGCCUCGAUCGACUUCGGAGCGCAGCGUCAUCGAAGGGACGUGCCACCACCGAGUCAGCUUGCUACCCGGGGUCAGGGCCAUAACCAGAUGCCUCGAAAAGACAAGAGCAGGAUGCAGAACAGGGCUCGGCGACAUGGCAGACACAGCAAGCUGUUGGAUGUGGAAGAGGCGGAUGACGAUGUGCCAGCGUCGCUGCUCAUCGACCACAACGCUCAGGACAUUGACCCAGACUCCAUCACCCUGCCUCCACCGCCAAGCUCCAUGCCUGAUGGUCUACCGCGGCGAGACGAUACGGGUCCCUCAAGUCUAGCUCGAGGUUCUGACAUGAGACGCCGACCUGGUCUCCCACCUAGCAGCCAGAACCCUUCGGGAGCACGGCCGAUCAGUGGGAUUGUGGGAGGCAAUCUUGCGAGCGCGGACCCCAAGGAGAAAGCCAUGUUCCGCUGGGUCAACGUGACGGAUCUGGACAACUUCCUGCUCGAAGUGUAUACCUACUACCUCCACCACGGAUUCUGGUCCACCCUCCUCAUGCGCUUCUUCAAUCUUCUCAACGUUGCGUUUAUCGUGGGCUUCUCUAUUUUUUUGACCCAAUGCAUCGACUACCGGGAAAUACGAGGGAGCACCAAAAUGUCCGAGAUCCUCGUCCCGCAAUGUACCGGACGGAUGGGAUUCAUCCCGAAUGCGCUGCUCUGGUGCACCACGUUUGUAUGGCUUUGGAAAGGCGUUCUGUACCUCUUCGACAUUCCCCGUUUGUACCACAUGCACGAUUUCUACUUCUACCUCCUCGACAUCCCGGAACAGGAGAUCCAGUCCAUAUCGUGGCAAGAGGUCGUCAGCCGGCUCAUGGCGCUACGUGACUCAAACCCGACCAUCACGUCCAAAUCGACGCGGGCCGGCGCCUUCGUCAGGACCCAGGACAAGCAGCGCAUGGAUGCCCACGACAUCGCCAACAGGCUCAUGCGCCGACAGAAUUACAUGAUCGCCAUGAUCAACAAGGACAUCCUGGACCUGACGCUACCGAUCCCGUACCUGCGCCACCGUAAGCUCUUCACCCGCACCCUGGAAUGGAACAUCGAUCUCUGCAUCAUGGAUUUUGUCUUCAACCGGAAAGGCCAAGUCCGGCCCCUCUUCCUCAAGGAUACGCACCGCAAAGACUUGGCCAAUGCCCUGCGGUCGCGCUUCAUUAUCGCCGGCAUCACCAGCCUGGCAUUUGCGCCCUUCCUCGCCACCUUUUUCGUCCUUCGGCACUUCUUCCAGAACUUCAACGACUACCAGAAGAACCCGGCCCAGAUCGGCAUGAGAGACUACACGCCCUUUGCGCAGUGGAAGUUCCGCGAGUUCAACGAGCUGCACCAUUUGUUCCGCCGGCGGAUCAACAUGUCCUACCCCUUUGCGGACCGGUACAUCAACCAGUUUCCCAAGGACAAAACUGUCCAGAUUGCGCGGUUUGUCAGUCUGGUUUCCGGGGCCGUCGUUUCGGUGCUCGGCCUGGCCACGAUUCUAGAUCAGGACAAUUUUCUCAACUUUGAGGUCACCCCCGGCCGUACGACCAUCUUCUACAUUGGCAUAUUUGGCUCUAUCUGGGCGGUGGCGCGCGGCCUGCUGCCCGAAGACAACAUGGUCUACGACACGGCCUUCUCCAUCCAGGAAGUCAUCCAAUUCACCCAUUACGAGCCGAAUCACUGGGCCAAUCGCCUCCAUACCGUCGAGGUCAAGGAGGAAUUCUCUCAGCUCUACCAGAUGAAGGUGAUGAUAUUCCUGGAGGAGGUGCUGAGCAUCUUCUUCACGCCCUUUGUGCUAUGGUUCUCUCUGCCUCGGUGCAGUGAGCGCAUCAUUGAUUUCUUCCGCGAGUUCACUGUUCAUGUCGAUGGGAUCGGCUAUGUUUGCACCUUUGCCGAGUUUAGCUUCAUGGGCCAGGCCAUCAGACCAGCUCCUAAGGAGAGAGGGGCCGUGAAUGCGGAUGGCACGACUGCUGCCACCGCGAACAACGCCAGCGCCAAUGCGAAAACCAAUACGAACACGAACCUAAGGGACGAUUACUUCGCCUCCAAAGACAACAAACUCGAGCACAGCUACUGGGGCUUCAUGAACGACUACGCUCGCAACCCAAAGACAGACAUUCACUUCCCGUAUAACAGCUCUCGACGACGCUUUAACUUCCCACCUCCAGUCCCCGGGCUCCCAUCACCGUCCUUCCCGCCUCACGCAGAGCACCCAGGACACCCGCAACUGCACCGCCACGGCAGUUCAGGUCCUCUCCUGGGUUCGUUGGCCUCUCCGCCUCCUCAGCGUGGGACUUUCGGGACCCCUAGAUUCAACGCCCUGGCUCAGAACCACGGCGCGAGUCAAGGCCACGGAGCAGGGUCUCCGCUCCAAUCUCUCCUUCUUGACCCUCAUCACCAGCCAUCAGCAAGCGGCUUUGGCCCGGCGUCGCCUCAAGCGCUGAGGCCUCGCGGUGUCGGUGGCUUACUCGCCAAACCCGCCCGUAGGACUGCGCCUGGCGACCGUGCCCGUGGACUGCACCCCGACGACGUCGCCGAAGAGGAAGAUCAGCCUCCCGAGGAUCUGCAAGCACCCACGUCAACUGCAGAUCGUCCUGCUCCUCCCUCACAAGCACAAGGUUCUUCGGCUCCCGACCCUCCAUCCCAAUCCCACUCGGGUGCCUUGGGAUCCUGGAACUACGAGGUUGAUUCCUCCUCUGGUGCGGAUAGCGAGGAAGAAAACGAACGGGACGUCCGGGCCAUCAUGGCGCCGAUGGGUCCCUUGGGUCUAAUCAGGCAGUUUCAAAAGGCGCAAGCUCAGGAGAGAAACGGCGGUCUAGGCAGGAUUGGAGGUGAAGUGUAA